ACCAAGGGGGGGCAAAUGUGGUCUCAAGCCACAGCACAGCUGGAAAAAACAGCAGCAGCUUUCUCUCUGCACCAUGCUCUUCAGCCAAAACUAACCUGUUGGUUUUGUCCCUUUCCAGGUCUCUUCACACUCCUGGUCGAAGAUUUUGGGGUCAAAGGGGUGCAGGUUGAAGAGAUUUAUGAUCUGCAGAGCAAAUGCCAAGGCCCUGUGUAUGGGUUCAUCUUCCUGUUCAAGUGGAUUGAGGAGCGCAGAUCCCGCCGGAAGGUCUCUACCCUGGUGGACGAGACGUCAGUGAUCGACGAUGACAUCGUUAAUAACAUGUUCUUUGCUCACCAGCUGAUCCCCAAUUCCUGUGCCACCCACGCCCUGCUGAGCGUCCUCCUGAACUGCAACAAUGUUGACCUGGGCCCCACAUUGAGUCGCAUGAAGGAUUUCACCAAAGGAUUCAGCCCUGAGAGUAAAGGCUAUGCCAUCGGCAAUGCCCCCGAGCUGGCCAAGGCGCACAACAGCCAUGCCAGACCAGAGCCACGGCACUUGCCAGAGAAACAGAAUGGGAUCAGUGCUGUGCGAACCAUGGAGGCUUUCCAUUUUGUCAGCUAUGUCCCUAUCAAGGGACGGCUGUUUGAGCUGGAUGGGCUGAAGGUCUAUCCCAUUGACCAUGGGCCCUGGGCUGACGAUGAGGAAUGGACAGACAAAGCCAGGAGAGUGAUCAUGGAGCGCAUCGGCCUGGCCACUGCAGGGGAGCCAUACCACGACAUCCGUUUCAACCUGAUGGCAGUGGUUCCUGAUCGGAGGAUGAAAUAUGAGUCUAAGCUCCAUAUCCUGAAGAUGAAUCGCCAGACUGUGCUGGAGGCCCUGCAGCAGCUUAUCCGAGUCACUCAGCCUGAGCUGAUCCAGUCCCAGAAGUCUCAGGAAUCUCAGUCUCCUGAAGAGGCAAAGCCAGCCAACAGCAAGACUGUGGCCCCAGAGAGUACCCAUCCAGACAGCACUGAUGAGCCUGCCAGCCAGGGCCACACCACGGCCACACAGAGCCCACCCACCAAAUCAAAACCAAUGGCAAAGGCAUCAGCGAGCAGCAUCAAUGGGGUGCCUCCAGCAAACCCCAACCCCAUCGUGCAGAGGCUGCCGGCCUUCCUGGAUAAUCACAACUACGCCAAGUCCCCCAUGCAGGAGGAGGAAGACCUUGCGGCAGGGGUGGGUCGCAGCCGGGUCCCGGUCCGACAGCACCAGCAGUACUCAGAUGAUGAGGAUGACUAUGAUGAUGACGAGGAGGAGGAAGUUCGUAACACCAACUCGGCCAUCAGGUACAAAAGGAAGGGGCAGGUAAAGCAAGAGCACGCAGCGGGGGCCGCGGAUGGCCAGCUCUCCGUCCUCCAGCCCAACACCAUCAACGUCCUGGCUGAGAAGCUGAAGGAGUCCCAGAAGGAUCUCUCCAUUCCCCUGUCCAUCAAGACGAGUGGUGGUGGAGCUGCUGUGGCCAUUGUCACUCACUCCCAGCCCUCUCCCACCCCCAGCAAUGAGAGCACGGACACCGCCUCCGAGAUCGGCAGCGCCUUCAACUCCCCGCUGCGCUCUCCCAUCCGCUCGGCCAACCCCACGCGUCCCUCCAGCCCCGUCACAUCCCACAUCUCCAAGGUGCUGUUUGGGGAGGAGGACGGCCUCCUGCGCAUUGACUGCCUGCGCUACAACCGGGCCGUCAGGGACCUGGGGCCCAUCAUCAGCUCUGGGCUGCUGCAUCUCACAGAGGACGGCGUGUUCUGCCCGCUGGCUGCUGCAGAUGGGGGGAAAAGCUCCCCCCCUUCCAUCAAACCAGGUGAAGAAGCCCAGGUCACCAUCAAACUGGACGAGAAGGAGGGCAGUGAGGCCAGUGGCAGCAAAGAGAAGGUGGGACUUGGCAGGACCAGUGAUCACCCUGGGGGGGAAAAGUAUUCUCCCAAGGAGCUGCUGGCACUGCUGAAGUGUGUGGAAGCGGAGAUUGCAAACUAUGAGGCUUGCUUGAAGGAGGAGGUUGAGAAGAGGAAGAAAUUCAAGAUCGACGACCAGAGGAGAACCCACAACUAUGAUGAGUUCAUCUGUACCUUCAUCUCCAUGCUGGCCCAGGAAGGCAUGCUGGCGAGCCUCGUGGAGCAGAACAUCUCCGUCCGCAGGCGGCAGGGGGUCAGCAUCGGCCGUCUGCACAAGCAGAGGAAGCCGGAUCGCCGGAAACGCUCCCGUCCAUACAAAGCCAAGAGACAGUAGCCUUGGGGUUGAGACUGAGAGGAGCUCGCCCUCGUGGCUCUGGGCAGUGGCACAUGGAUAUAUGUUACCCUUUGCCUGAGGAAGGGGGACCCCAGCGAGAAGCCUUUAGCUGAGGUGGAGCCUGGGGACAAGCAGAAAUUGGGUUUUCCUCCGAGCCCAAAAGGCAGCAAGGCCUUGUCUUGAGGAGAGCCCUGCAGCCAAAGGCGAGGCCGAGUGCCCUGCUGCCUGUCUGGCUGUGGCCACACUCGGGUGCCUUGGGCCUGUCUUGGGGCCGUGGCUGGUGAUGGGAGGAGGGGAAGAGCCCACCUGGCCGGGGGGCUGGGCACCACGGGGGCACUGGGGCUGCUGAUGCGAGGCUGUGCUGGCCACAGCUGCCUGGGCUGGUGCUCUGCUGUGUCCAGGCCUUCAGCUCUGCGCUUCCCCAGGACCCUCACACCUGUGUUUUCUGUUCUUUAUCUUCCUUGACUAAAUUGGUUUUCUGGUUCUGACCUGCUUUUUGGCUGUGGCUGAGCAAAGCAGCUCCUGGACAGAACUGCUCUCCAGCACUGUGGCCCUGUGUGACCCCACCUGUGUGCUGAUCCCCUGGGGUGGCAGUGCCACCUGUCCCCAGGGCUAGAGUCCCCCCUGGACCUUGUCCCUACCUUUCUGUGGUGGUGCUGGGAGGGCAAGUGGCCUGCUUCUAGAGCUGCUCUGCUAAGGACCAGCAGUGUGGCCCUGGCAGUGUUUCUGGGUCACACACAAUUGCUCCUUGUUCCCAGAGAACUGUGAAUGAAGAACGCAAGGUUGGUGGCUUGGCCUUCAUGCUGGGGGGCUGGAAGCUGGACCUGGAAUUGCCUGGUGCCCUGAGCAGAGCCUUUCAGACUGGGAAGAGGUGACAGGAAUUUCAGUGGCAGGCAGAAACGGGAUGGAGCCCAAAGCUGCUUUUGUUGCCCAAGCAGGCUGCAGUGCAGGAGACUUGCUGGCCACGCAGACCCCAUUCCUGCCCCCCAGCCCACUCUGUUCUUGCAGAAGGUUUCUGCCCUGUCCCCAGCAGCCAGAGGUUAGCACCUGUCCCCUGUGCUGAUGGGGGAAGAAGUAGCUGUGAUGGGGGCGAGACGAACAGCUGCAGGGGGGACUGACUUUGCCAAAUGUGCAAAUUUGUACAGAUCUUGACCGUGGUAAUUUUUUUUUUCUUUUUGUACUUGUUGAAGGAAAGAAAAUCCUUCUGUUUCUUGCUGUGUCUCAUACCAAGUGCUGUAUGUAAUGGAUCUGUCUGAAGGAAUAAAGCUCUCCUGUAACA
Meleagris gallopavo (turkey) is the source of this 3517-nucleotide messenger RNA. NCBI's taxonomy places the organism in Eukaryota, Metazoa, Chordata, Aves, Galliformes, Phasianidae. The record is from RefSeq and is a predicted model, not a curated record.